Molecule: messenger RNA, 2974 nt
Organism: Misgurnus anguillicaudatus (oriental weatherfish)
Lineage: Eukaryota; Metazoa; Chordata; Actinopteri; Cypriniformes; Cobitidae
Source: RefSeq, a predicted model, not a curated record
AGCCGCGCAACGCAUUCAUGCUGUCAUUAUGGAUCAAGAUCCGCUCCUGUGAACCAGUGGGAGGAGCGUAUGGAUCACCAGUACACUCCAACACAGCCUAGUGUUCACUAACGCGGAAUAUCUAACCAUCUGGCCCUGAAUAAACAGCCGAAAACAGGCCUGCGUGUUUUCCUACCUCUGAUCCUCAGCUGGAGGAACCGGAGCAGGAACACAGAGAGGCGGAUCCGAAAGGAAACCAGACCGGGGUGCGACCGCGAUGAUGGCGUCCGGUAGCGCAUCCAGUCCGAUGGUCAUCCUCGCCCCCAAAACCAAGACCAAGAAGAAACAUUUCGUGCAGCAGAAGGUGAAAGUGUUCCGGGCGAGCGACCCGAUGCUCAGCGUGUUCAUGUGGGGAGUCAAUCACUCGAUCAACGACCUAAAUCAAGUUCCUGUACCUGUCAUGCUACUUCCUGACGACUUUAAAGCCAACACCAAAAUUAAAGUCAACAAUCAUCUCUUUAACAAGGAAAAUCUUCCAGGCCAUUUCAAAUUUAAGGAAUACUGUCCACAAGUCUUCAGGAAUCUCAGAGAGCGAUUCGGAAUUGAAGAUCUCGACUACCAGGUGUCUGUAGCCCGCAGUGCUCCCACAAGAGGUGAUGGUCAGGGAGAAGGUCACCUCUUCACUUCCUACGACCGUACACUGAUAGUGAAGCAGAUCUCUAGUGAAGAUGUAGCUGAUGUGCACAACAUUCUGUCCGAGUAUCACCAGCAUAUAGUGAAGUGCCAUGGCAGUACACUUCUCCCUCAGUUUUUGGGCAUGUACCGCGUUACAGUAGAGAGUGAGGACACAUACCUGAUCGUCAUGAGGAACAUGUUCAGCCACAGACUCGUGGUUCACAGAAAAUAUGAUCUGAAGGGUUCUUUGAUUGAUCGUGAGGCCAGUGACAAAGAAAAGGUUAAAGAGUUGCCGACGUUUAAAGACAUGGACUUCAGAAACAACAUGCAGAAGGUGUAUGUGACCGAAGAGCAGAAAGAGAAGGUUAUGGAGAAGCUUAACAGAGAUGUGGAGUUCCUAGUAAAGCUGAAGAUCAUGGACUACAGCCUGUUGCUAGGCAUCCACGACGUGGCACGUGCCGAGCGUGACGAAGAGGAGGCCGAGGAGCCCGGCUUCGAAGACGAGACCGAACCCGAGAACGGCCUCUCCACGACCACGCAGGCCGGUUCGUACGGCACGUCGCCAGAGGGCAUCGCCGGUUACAUGAACUCCUUCAAACCCUUGGGACCUGGAGAAUUUGACCCUUACAUAGAUGUAUACGCAGUCAAAAGCGCACCCGGAGCUCCGCAGAGGGAAGUGUACUUCAUGGGCCUCAUCGACGUGCUGACUCAGUAUGACACUAAGAAGAAAGCGGCCCACGCGGCCAAGACCGUAAAGCACGGCGCUGGUGCUGAAAUAUCUACGGAUCCAGAACAGUAUGCCAAACGAUUCCGUGAAUUCAUCUCCAAUAUUUUUGCAUAAGUGCUUGUGUGUGUCAUUAACAGUUGAUAGGGUGAAUGUCAAGGUCUCUUCGCACCAAAAUCACAAAAAUAUGUAGUAUUUUGAUUAAUUCUCAUUACUGUAAUAUGUCUAAACAUUUCACUGUUCAUGUUCCUUUUUUUAGGAAUCAUGCAGUUGAAGUGACCAUUAUUGUUUUCCACUUACUCUCGAUGCAGAUAUUCACGAAAUUUUCAUUUAUGCUCACGAGACUAAGGCAAUACAAGUAUUAGGAUGUAUAAAUUGACAAUUAAAAUAAUAUAUUGUUUUAUACAUUAGACUAUUUUUUGUAAUGAGAAUUCAAGGGGGGGCUUAUUUGUUAAGAAAUGCAAAAUAUUUAAGGGUCCAAAAUGAGUUUCUUUUAAACGCGUAAUUAUUAUAUUUGUGAUUUUGGAGUGAAAUAUGACCAAGAAAGGUUUGGUGAAAGGUUUUACCCAACCAGCCUGCUCUCACAGGAGUUCGUACGUAUUUUAUGACUUGGCAAAUUCGUAUGAAGUGAAUCGUACAAAAAUGUACGAUUUAAACCCCAAGCAACAAAUGUUCGAAUUUUAACGUACGAAUUAGCCUCCUGGUAAAACGCGUACGAAUCGCCAUGAGAUUGUAUUGUUUUUUUUGCCUUCACACUGUUUUUUUUAGAGUCCUGCUGUGCUUUUAUAUAGUAGAAAAUGAUGUUUGAGCACAUCGACAGCAACUUGACAUUCCCAGCAACACUACAUUUAUCAAUCGUGUAGUAGCAAAUGUAUAAAACUACAUUUAAAUGAAUCACUCUGCAAAUACAAACCUGAGAACAUUGCCUAAUCUUUUAAGGAGAUAUGACACUGAACUUGUAGCAUUGUUAAACUUAAUCUCUCUCUCUCUUUCGCUCUCCCUCUUUUCUUUUUGGACUUUGGAAUGGCAGAGAAAUUGCCUUAACCAGUUGUUGAAUCAGUUAUGGAGGAAUAGCAGAAACUCAUGAAGUUUGCAUCACUUAAUAUCUGCUGUACUAGAAUGUUGUGAGACACUUUUGUAUAUAUUGGUCAGACCGGGACCCUCAGUAAGGGUCUGUAGUUAAAAAAGAAACACGAAUAGAGACUGAUUGUUUGUUUGUAUGGAUGGGUGGAACAUCUUAUGUGAGCUAUUUUAUGCAUUUAGCCUUAAUAAGAAAAAAAGAGGACUUUUGUAGCAGAAACACUCUAGUGAUGCUGAUUUAGUAUGAAAUGCCUUACCGAUGCAUUUUAUUUAUUUCGCAAAUCAGUGUUCGGACCAAAUAUAUUUUUCAGAGAUUUCCAAAAAGAUGGGUUCUGUUAUUUAUUCAUUUUAGCUUUAUCCAUAAUAGUUGAAAGGUAUUUUUGAGCUGUUUUAACACCUUGCACUGUUGUUACGUUAAAGUUGUUACAUUGUACAUAAUGCACGUAACACCCGACUGUAAUGACCACCGAUAAUGUGCAUUCUUAUGUACAAUAAAACAUUACGACUGAAUCCACA